This is a messenger RNA of Cygnus atratus (black swan), 1815 nucleotides long. RefSeq names its product polymeric immunoglobulin receptor-like. The record is from RefSeq and is a predicted model, not a curated record. The transcript is spliced from 9 exons. NCBI's taxonomy places the organism in Eukaryota, Metazoa, Chordata, Aves, Anseriformes, Anatidae. Gene Ontology annotation, cellular component: cell surface. The coding region runs from base 1 to 1815 and encodes 604 amino acids. Gene Ontology annotation, molecular function: signaling receptor activity.
AUGGAGCUGCGAGUCUUCCUCCUGCUGCUGCUGCUCUGCUUCCCAGGUCUCCAAGCCCAAACACCUGGGGAGGUGAGCAAACGCGAAGGAAGCAACCUCUCUGUCCUGUGUCCUUACCUAGCAGAGGAUGAGUACUGGGAAUUGAAAUCCUGGUGCCGCUGGACAGGUCAAGGAUUUCAGCGUCAAGUGGCAAUAAUCAGCACAAUAACGUACCAGUACACAGACCGGGCCAGACAGGGGCAUGUUACCAUACAGGAUGACCCCAUACACAGGAAUUUUUCCAUCACCAUGACUGACCUCCAGGUAGAGGAUUCAGGCACAUAUUACUGUGCUUACAGUCACAGCAAUGUUCCACUGAAGAGGAUCUCGCUGAAUGUUUUCAAGGAGUUUCACAAGUGGGAGUUGGACAGUCUCUCUGUGCAGUGCCCGUACCGUGGCCAGGUUCACCUCCAUGGAAGAAAAGCCUGGUGCCGAUAUGUUGAUCAGACUGGCAGGUGUGAACUCGUGGUGAGCACAGAUACCACUUACACAUGGAGUAUCAACAAAGCCCAGAAAGACAGAGCCUCGAUCCAGGAUGACACCCAGAAAAGGACCAUCACCAUCACCAUGGAGAAGCUGCAGGCACAGGACUCCGGCGUGUACUGGUGUGCGCUCUACGCGCCCUACGGAAGCAUUCGUUACACCCGGCUAAUGGAGGUCCGGCUCUCUGUGGACAAGCGUCUCCAAGCCCAAACACCUGGGGAGGUGAGCAAACGCGAAGGAAGCAACCUCUCUGUCCUGUGUCCUUACCUAGCAGAGGAUGAGUACUGGGAAUUGAAAUCCUGGUGCCGCUGGACAGGUCAAGGAUUUCAGCGUCAAGUGGCAAUAAUCAGCACAAUAACGUACCAGUACACAGACCGGGCCAGACAGGGGCAUGUUACCAUACAGGAUGACCCCAUACACAGGAAUUUUUCCAUCACCAUGACUGACCUCCAGGUAGAGGAUUCAGGCACAUAUUACUGUGCUUACAGUCACAGCAAUGUUCCACUGAAGAGGAUCUCGCUGAAUGUUUUCAAGGAGUUUCACAAGUGGGAGUUGGACAGUCUCUCUGUGCAGUGCCCGUACCGUGGCCAGGUUCACCUCCAUGGAAGAAAAGCCUGGUGCCGAUAUGUUGAUCAGACUGGCAGGUGUGAACUCGUGGUGAGCACAGAUACCACUUACACAUGGAGUAUCAACAAAGCCCAGAAAGACAGAGCCUCGAUCCAGGAUGACACCCAGAAAAGGACCAUCACCAUCACCAUGGAGAAGCUGCAGGCACAGGACUCCGGCGUGUACUGGUGUGCGCUCUACGCGCCCUACGGAAGCGUUCGUUACACCCGGCUAAUGGAGGUCCGGCUCUCUGUGGACAAGCGACCAGCUGCAACAACGUUGUCAGUUACUACAGGCACGAGUCAAACUAACCCUCCUGGCAACAGCACGCAACCACUCCCAGAUGUAAACACGUACAUCAUAAUCUCUGUGGUCCUGUACCUCCUACUCCUCCUGGUAGUUAUCAUCUUGAUAACAUCGUGCAUCAGGCACCACAAAAAGGUGAAGAGAAGAGGUAACAGGCAAGCAGAGGACACCUGUGACAAACCAGGGGACACAACGCAGCUUGAGAGCACUGAAAGAAUGGGAAGUCCCAAGGAUGACAACAAAGACCUAAAAUAUGUUACCCUGGACUUUAAAUCCCAACGCAGCCCUGAGGAACCUCUCUACUGUAAUGUUGAACCGGAUCAGGCUCACAAGAACCUCAAAGAUGAAAAUGUGGAAUAUGCUAUCAUUGCACGUGAUUAA